Cyprinus carpio (common carp) is the source of this 3796-nucleotide messenger RNA. RefSeq names its product gamma-enolase-like. NCBI's taxonomy places the organism in Eukaryota, Metazoa, Chordata, Actinopteri, Cypriniformes, Cyprinidae. Gene Ontology annotation, biological process: glycolytic process. Gene Ontology annotation, molecular function: magnesium ion binding; phosphopyruvate hydratase activity. The record is from RefSeq and is a predicted model, not a curated record. Gene Ontology annotation, cellular component: phosphopyruvate hydratase complex.
CUUCCUCUCCUCUCUAAUUCUCAGCAUCUUCCUCUGACUCAUGCUUUCAUCCCCUCCCCCUUCUGUUUCUCCUCUCAUCUCGCCCUCAUUCUGGUUUGCACCCACCCUCUCUCUGUUUUGCCUCUCUCUUCCGCAGCUCGACACUUCCAGGCUACGCGCACUGACAGCAGGAUGUCCAUUGUGAGCAUUGUCGCCAGGGAAAUCCUGGACUCUCGGGGAAACCCUACAGUGGAGGUGGACCUGAGAACUGAUAAAGGUGUAUUCAGGGCUGCGGUGCCCAGCGGAGCGUCGACAGGCAUCUAUGAGGCUCUGGAACUCAGAGAUGGAGACAAGAGCCGUUACAAGGGCAAAGGUGUAUUGAAGGCUGUUGGUCACAUUAAUGACACUCUUGGACCAGCCCUCAUCGCAUCUGAGAUCAGUGUGGUGGAACAGGAGAAACUGGACAACAUGAUGAUCGAAAUGGACGGCACAGAGAACAAAUCUCAGUUUGGAGCUAAUGCCAUCCUGGGAGUGUCUCUGGCCAUCUGCAAGGCCGGUGCGGCAGAAAAAGGCGUCCCUCUGUACCGUCAUAUUGCUGAUCUGGCAGGAAACACUGAACUAGUGCUGCCAGUUCCUGCCUUUAAUGUAAUCAAUGGAGGCUCCCAUGCUGGAAACAAGCUUGCCAUGCAGGAGUUCAUGGUGCUUCCUGUGGGGGCGGAGUCAUUCCGUGACGCCCUGCGUGUCGGAGCCGAACUCUACCAGACUCUGAAGGGUGUCAUCAAGGAGAAGUACGGCCAAGAUGCCACCAACGUCGGUGACGAGGGAGGAUUCGCUCCAAACAUCCUGGAGAACAGUGAAGCACUUGAGUUGAUAAAGACGGCCAUAGACAAGGCCGGGUUCACAGAUAAAGUCGUGAUCGGGAUGGAUGUAGCCGCCUCAGAGUUCUACCGUGACGGGAAGUACGACCUUGACUUCAAGUCCCCUCCAAACCCAGACAGACACAUCACCAGCGAUGAGCUGGUAGAGAUCUACCAGACGUUUGUCAACGAUUAUCCAGUGGUGUCCAUUGAGGACCCAUUUGAUCAGGACGACUGGGCCGCUUGGACUAACAUGACUGGUUCCAUGGGGAUCCAGAUUGUGGGCGACGACCUGACUGUGACAAACCCAAAGAGGAUAGAGAAGGCUGCGGAAGACCGUGCAUGCAACUGUCUGCUGCUGAAGGUCAACCAGAUCGGCACCGUCACAGAGGCCAUCCAGGCAUGUAAGCUCGCUCAAGCCAACGGAUGGGGUGUGAUGGUCAGCCAUCGCUCAGGAGAGACAGAAGACACUUUCAUUGCUGAUCUAGUGGUGGGACUCUGCACUGGACAGAUAAAGACAGGAGCUCCGUGCAGAUCUGAGCGUCUCGCCAAAUACAACCAACUUAUGAGGAUUGAAGAAGAAUUGGGCGAUCAGGCUAGAUUCGCCGGGCACAAUUUCAGAAACCCUAGCGCUCUGUGAUAAUGACACCACCACACUGAAAUCACUCAAAAAACAACUGACAUGUACUGAGUAUGUACUGCACUGAACCGACUGACUGCCCUUGACAUCCCCUAAAAUCAUUCAAAAUGCAUAAAAACAGCACUAUUUGCACUGAUAUACAAAAGAUGACUUACUCAGACACUCCAAAUAUAUAUUUAAACUGAACUAGACUGCGGACAGGCUUUGAUAGACCAAAAAUUAUUCACAGCGGAUCCUGGAGCGACCAACAUUAUGCACAAGUGAUACUGAAUUACUUGACGGGCGAAACAUGUGCACAGGGUGGACAUGCAUGCGUAUGAUACAGAAAAUGGACCUUGAAUUUAACAAGGCAAAGGCUGGAAUAAAAGUAGAGAUUUAUUUUAAUCAGGUGUAAUCUUUAAAAUUAAGCUUCAGUUUAGAUGUGAAAUGAAUGUGAAAUAUAAAACACAGUGUAGGUUGACUUGCCACACUAAAGAAAUCAAAUGUCAUUUUUAUGGUUCAUUGCAUGAGAAGUAGGAAAAAAUAUAUAGAUAGUUUCCUUAAUAUUUAUGCAGCAGUGGGAUUUUCAAUGGGACGUUCACGCUAAUAUGAGUGACAUUGACAGUGAAGAAUUCAGGGUCCAGCAUUUACUCUAAAAGACAGUUUACAAAAGUUGUUUGCCCAGGGCAUUAGAUGCUUUUUAUCAAACAAUACUCUCUUUCUCAGAUGCUGUUUUUUGUGUCCAUCUCUGACCCAAAAGCAUGCUGAGGAGAAAGAGCCUUUUGAAAAAACUGUUAUUCAAACAAAUCAACUAAUAAAAUAAAAUAAAAUAUGAAAAUAGGGUGAUUUAAAAAUAAAAGUUUUACUCAUUUUAGUAAAUUAAACAUUCAAAAUAAUGUGUGUAGAAUAUAUUUAUUUCCAUAAAGAUGCUUCGUUUUUUUAAACCAACAUCAGGUUUAGCCAUAAGUUACUAUAUAUCUUUUUCAUUUAUUGGAAGGUGUAAAAAUAUGUCCUUUUGUGAUUGUUAUGAUAUUGUUGUCUGAUGGCUCCCAACAUAGAUCAACACAGAAAAAAAAAUAUAUAAAAAUAAAGAGAAUGAAAUCUUAAGGAUCGAACAUAAAGUUCACAUAUCACUUCUGUUAAUAAGAUUAGUUACAUUAAAGAGCCCUCAAAUCUUCAUACAUCUGACUGAUUUUCUCAUGCAAUGACUCUUAAAAUAUACUUUUGGAUUUUCUUUUACCCUGGAUCUCCAUCCUGAAGAGGAAGUGGAAGUUUUUUUUGAAUUGAAUAAAACACCUAAAGGGUUAGUUCACCCAAAAAUGAAAAUUAGGCUGCGUUUUACUUCUAAUUCUCUCUGCUGUGUUUCCACGUUCAUCACUUCUGAGCGGCGCGUGCACAAAGCCGAACUCAUACGUCAUCCACCCGGAACUGCUUCAGUUUACAACAGUAAUCGCAAGCUAGAUUAAAGUGAUUAUUACAUUUUGAAUAUAUGUUUUUCUUACAAAAACACAUCGAUUCGCUACAGGAGGCCUUUGUUCACCCCCCGGAGCUGUGUGAGACAUUUUUUUUUUAUGGAUGGGCGCUUUUUAUUUCACUUCUUUUGGACUGAUGCAUGCAACACCCGUUGAGUGCCAUGAAACAGCUUGAAAGAUCAAAGACAAAUUUUAAUAUAACUCCGACUGGAUUCGUCUGAAAGAAGAAAGUCAUAGACACCUAGGAUGCCUCGGCGGUGAGUAAAAUACAGUCUAAUUUUCAUUUUUGGGUGAAUUAACCCUUUAAUCUGUAAGCCAUGUGUAGGUAGAAUAUGUUGAUCUUGGCAGGUUCUGGCUAAACCAAUGGCGUGUGUCUACCUCUGUCCAAAUAUAUAAUAGAGGGCAGUAGGAAUGACACACUUCACUUCUCCUUUAAGAUUAAUGAUCUAAACCCAGUAGUGAAAGAAAGACAGACAUAACAAUUACAAUGACAGAUCUAAUUCAAGAACUCGACCGACAGACACACUCACAUGAAUAGAGACAAACACUCACUCACUCACAUUUGUGUAGCAAAGUCUCACCCUCAAUGCACACGACUCCUUAUUCUCCUUCUCCAUAGUCUGUUUCUACCUUUCUUGUCAUUUCAUCCGUCUACUCUCUCCCUUUCUCUUCUUGUGGUUAUGACUUGGCUUGUUCCCCUGUCCCUGAAAUCUUUUUCCUCCCUGAUGACUUAUCUUUUCAUCAUUUUGUGAGAUUAUUGUGGUGAAAGAAGAAAACGAAAGCAAGAUGGAGAGAAAAUAAAGAAAUAACUGACAAGCCUGUUAAAGAAUUAUGUAAUAGAAUAUUAAAGCUGUCAUUACUUUCGUCAA